Scedosporium apiospermum is the source of this 699-nucleotide messenger RNA. RefSeq lists its product as uncharacterized. NCBI's taxonomy places the organism in Eukaryota, Fungi, Ascomycota, Sordariomycetes, Microascales, Microascaceae. The transcript is spliced from 2 exons. The record is from RefSeq and is a predicted model, not a curated record. The coding region runs from base 1 to 699 and encodes 232 amino acids.
AUGCCAAGGCUCAGCGCCGCUUCUCUCGGCGUCUUGGCCCUCGCCGGCUUCCGCCCUCUUGUCUCGGCCGAAUGCACCCGCGAAGCCCUCUUCGCCGCCGCGGAAACCUACAUCGAGGCGCAAAUCGCCGGUGACGCAUCGGGACUCGCACUCGCCGACGAUUUCACAUACGUCGAGAACAACAAGGACGGCUCCAUCGCAUCAGGCCUCCUCAGCAAGGCCCUCGCGCUAGAAUACAACCGCACGACGGUCGACACGACGCAGUGCGCCAGCUUCACGCAGCUCAUCUCGACGAAGGGGCCGUACGUCAUUGCCACGCAGAUCUGGCACGCGAGCGAAGGGGAGGCGGGAAGCAUUUCCAAGAUCGACACGAUUGCUGCCACGACUGGGGAUUUGUUCUUCAACGCGGCUACGACGCUGGAAUACAUCAGUGGUCAUGACUGGAGCGAGGUGCCUGAGGCGGAUCGCGUGGGCCGCGAUAAGCUGAAGGAGGUUGGAGACUUGUAUUUGGACAUGUGGACGGAUGCGAAGGCGGCGGAUCAGAUCCCCUGGGGCACGGAGUGUGAGAGGGUAGAGGGGUCGAUGAGGGUGAAUCCUUGCGGCGGGACGUUGCCGAGGGGCGGGAGCUCUAAGGAGAAUGGGAUGAGGAGACCCGAGUUGGACAAGCAAAAGCAACUUCCCACACAGGAAAUGGCCUAG